Molecule: messenger RNA, 3772 nt
Organism: Bradysia coprophila
Lineage: Eukaryota; Metazoa; Arthropoda; Insecta; Diptera; Sciaridae
Gene: Tsc1
Product: tuberous sclerosis 1 protein hamartin
Biological process (GO): negative regulation of TOR signaling; regulation of cell cycle; negative regulation of cell population proliferation
Cellular component (GO): TSC1-TSC2 complex
Source: RefSeq, a predicted model, not a curated record
ACAGUUGUCAGUUGCUUUUGACAGCUAAAGGUCUCUUCGAGUAAAUUCUACAUGAAAUAGUUGGUCGUAAACUCUUUAUUAUUUAUAAUCGUCAAUGAACAAUAUUCCACAAGUUAUCUUUCUCUGUUAAUAGCCACAUAACCGUAAAAUGAAUACAUUCAAUAAGUAAUCAAUUAGUGGGACAAUGAUACAUUGUUUAUCAAUGCAGAAAAAAGGAAUUAAGUCGAUCGUCAACCACAAAAAAUAGUGCAAUUUUUCCGUAGAAUUAGAAUUUCGCUCGAUGAUAUCGAAAUCGAAUCAAUCCAAGUCUUUUGUUCCGAUGGAUUAGUAGUUUAUAGCACCGCAACACAAUGGAUUUGAAUGAAUUAUUUAACGAUCUUGAAUCAACGAAUUCCAUGCAAGUGGAACAAUCGAAGAAGAUCUUGAGCGAGAACUUUAUUAACGUUAAGGAAAACUGGCUAGUCUACGGCAUGAUGGAAUAUUUCAACCAAACAAAUUCAUCAAGGGCUGUUGACGUGCUAGUCAAAGUUAGAGAUCCGCAUGAUACUCACAUUUUCGAUAAAUUACUUGACUGGGUUAAUGGUCCGAACAAAAAUCAGGCUAUCACACUAUUUGGUUUCAUUGUGGAAAAACAUCCGUCAUGGUUGCACAAAGUGGCCAAUCACCAACUUCUAAAGGAUGUUUUGAAGCUGUUGAAGACGGAACAAAACAUAAUUACGAUAAUGAGCGCAUUAUUUUGCAUCAUAACGCUACUUCCCAUCAUACCAACGUCUAUGCCACAAUAUCUUCAAGAUCUGUUCGACAUAUUCUCUUACCUUGCGUCGUGGAAUUGCACCAAUGAGCCCCGGCUCACCGACGAUCAACAAAUCCAUCUACAAAUCGGAUUGUCGACAUUCUUUCAACGCCUCUAUGGCAUGUAUCCGUGCAAUUUUCUCGCAUUUCUCACCAAGUCGCAAACGGACCGUCACCGUGUCUACUGUCACACCAUCAAGCCCCUGCUUGACACUGUCAAGAUCCAUCCAUUGCUACUCACGCACACAGUGCAAACGGAAAAGAGUACUUCGCGAUGGAAAGAAAUGGAACCGCAUGACAUUGUGGUCGAAUGUUCGAAGCUGUGUCUCGAGAAUGCCAAUAGGUUUCACCAUAAGUCCGACUACUUUUCACCGAUAGCUCAUAGAAAUCCGGAAUACACCAGCUACAGCAAUAACAAAACUUCCUUUUCCAUUGAAUUGCAACAAUCAUUGCGAAACACUCCGUCAUCGAUGGCGUCUCCAUUCUACUCAUUAUUCAACGAACCAAAGGAUAGAUUGAAAGAAGCUCAACGAAUCGAUAGUCUAUGGAGUCCGAGUAUUGCAGUUUUGGCUACACCACCUCCAACCGGUAAUAUACCGCACACACCAACACCGACACCAAAUAUUCCCAACUAUGGCAUACCAACAUUGCCCGGCUCUCAUUUAUGUGCCAGCGGUGCGUCGCCACCGGAAGCAGCCAUUGAAGCAACACCGGAAACAACUCCAAUGAAAGAUAAUAUGAAACCAUUGCGUCAAUUUCCAAUGGGUUCAGCUGCAGCUCGUGCAAUUCUGGGUUCAACCCAAGGUUCGACGUCACAACCAUCAUCACCAAUUAUGAAGAAGGAACCGUCGCCAUUUCGGUUUCCUGAUUUCAGUACAUCACAAUCCCUACAGUCUGAAGGCAAUCAAUCAAAAAAAUUGCUGUCGUUGGUCCAAGACCGAAAAUUGUGUCAAAUGCAAAUACUGGAAAAACUGAACCAGCAUCAAGACGGCAGCAACAUCAGGGACGUUGAAACCAUUCAGAUUGAGAAUUCAAUUGAUGAACGAAAUAAAAACGAAGUUUCGCUGGAGGACGAGGAAGUAAAGGAAAUUAACAGUCAAACAUUGAAAGCUUUUCACGGCGCUGGUUCAAUUGAGAUGGAUCUGAAAAAUUCCAAUUCCAUACAAUUGCGCCAACCGUAUCCGGACGAAACCACAACGAUCGAAUGUUCAAAGUCAUGGCCGUGUGACUCAAAUCGGAUGAUUGAUUGUUUGAAAAAUAUCUCGGAGAAUGGUAAUUCCAAUCUCGGUGGUAUCGACAACACUUCAAACAUUAAUUUGCAAAAGAAGCGAGAAGCCCUCAAAUCUAGAACAUUGCGCCUGAAGCCAACGGACAUCGAUGAUGCCUGUGAACGAACAACUGUCGGUACACAGACAGUGGAACAACUACCUCCAACGUAUGAAAAAUUGCUGGUAUGUGCGAACGAACCAGCCGCUCCAUCGAAAACAACCAAUUCACUAGUGGGAAGUACUCCAAUGUCACCGCAUACAUUGCUUGAUCAAUACAUCGAAACAUCCAUCAAAAAGAAACAUUCGAAGGACAAUAACAAUCAAACCGAACAUUAUCGAGAUCAAAUCCAGUUGCUGAACAUUCAGUUGCGAUAUGAGCAGUACCGACGCGAAGUGCAUGCUGAACGGAAUCGUCGAAUGUUGGGCAAGAGUCGUCUGAAUGCCGUCUUGGAAAUGGAAAAUGAGAAGCUAAAGGAAGAAAAGGAGAAACUGGUACGAGCUGUUGACGAUCUCACCAACGAUUUGAACAAAUCACGAAUCAUGCAAACACGUCGCGAUCAGGACUAUAGCCAAGAAGUCAAUACACUGAAGCGUGAUAUUCAACAAGAGCGGGAUGAGAAGAAGCAGCUCCUACUGCAAAUUGAAAAUUUACAACGACGAUUGGGCGACGAAAAGAACGAGAAAAAGGAUAUAUCGCAGGAUUUGGAAGCAGCUAGAGCCGAGCUAUUUGAUUUGAGAAAUGAAUUACAGCAAACACAAUAUCAGGCCGAUUUGGGACUACAGUACAAAGACGAAUUCAAUCGCUUGCAAUCGGAAAUCGUUCUGAUGGGAGAAAUUCAUGUCAAAUGUAGAGAUAAGCUUAGCGAACUGAAUGAUUUGCGAGGACGCGACGUAGAACAGGAUGCCUUAACUUUAGCAUAUGAAAAUGAGAUUAGAGAAAUGCGUACUGCUCUGGAUAUCAAAUCGUCCCAGUUGGACACCGCCAAGGCACGUUUAGCUGAAUUGGAAUUGGAUGGAUCACGUCGAGACUCGAAAUUUACCGACCAAAAACGACUUCUGAAGACUGUAAAAGAAGAAUAUCAAGAGAAAUUUCUGGCACUCGAGUCAAAGUACGAUGCACAGAAGGCAAUCAUUUUGCGACUUGAAGAAGAAAUUUUAGAUUUAUACAAAAAUCAAACGGCUGUGAAUCUAGUUACUCUGUCACCGGACUCUGAAAAAACAGAUAUGGCCGGUUCGCUUGACCACACCUCGCCAUUAUCAAUUUCAUUAGCUUCUAGUGAGGGUUUGUCGGCAAGUUUGCGAUCCGUCACAGAAAUAAAAAAUCUGCAUCCGCUUGUGGUACAGCAAGAUUUAACAGCAUUUAAUAAGCCAUCCACGUCAACACCUUCGUCUGCUGCUGCAGCUGCAAGUGGAGCAACACGUCAGACCGUUUCCGAAGAUAUACCCGUACCGAACCAACAGCAACACUUUAAAAAUUCACAUCUUCAUCGUCAUCAAUAGAUUUCAAUAGAAAUAUUUGAUUCAUAUUUUGCAUACGCCUAGUAGGAACCGUGAGACUCAUGCGCAUUCUUACUGAUUCUGUCCCAUAUCUAAUAUGUUUCUGGAACUAGUUCAAAUGCAUCGGUCAUAAUAACAACGAAAAAAAAAACAGAGGAAACGCACAAAUUGAGACCGUUGUUUCGUUUAAUUCAAAAGAAACAUUUUUCAUUUGA